GGCUCGGUCUAAAAGCCUUCUUAUUAGAUCUUUCCAGAAACCACCGAAUACCACACAUCUCAUCGUCUCAACCCUCCCCCUCUUUCUAUCUUCUUAUUUCUCUCUCUACGAACUCAUUAAAUUCUCUCUGAAAGAUCGAAACCCAAUUCUCCGCUUAAUCAAAACCCAUAUCUUUCCUAUAAAACAUCCCUCAAUUCAAAAAUUUUCCCGCGCAUCCAAACACCCUUCUUAUCUUUUUCUCGGCGUGAAUUUUCCGGGAAAAUUCCUGUUCGGAUCAACUAUAUAUCCCUUCCGUUUGCGAAAAGGGUUGAGUCGUUCUCACUGUAGAUCGAGGGGAUAGUAAUACACCAAUGGCGGAACAAGGUCUGGAAGGAAGCCAACCGGUAGAUCUCUCGAAGCACCCUUCAGGGAUAGUUCCGACCCUCCAGAAUAUAGUCUCUACGGUUAAUUUGGACUGCAAGUUGGAUCUUAAGGCCAUCGCAUUGCAAGCCAGAAAUGCAGAAUACAAUCCCAAGCGUUUUGCCGCCGUGAUUAUGAGAAUAAGAGAACCGAAAACCACAGCAUUGAUAUUUGCCUCUGGUAAGAUGGUUUGUACUGGAGCUAAGAGUGAAACUCAGUCCAAACUAGCAGCACGAAAGUAUGCUCGAAUUAUCCAGAAGCUUGGUUUUCCGGCCAAGUUCAAGGAUUUCAAGAUCCAGAAUAUUGUUGGCUCCUGUGACGUUAAAUUUCCUAUAAGGCUUGAAGGGCUUGCCUAUUCCCAUGGUGCUUUCUCAAGUUAUGAACCAGAACUAUUCCCAGGGUUGAUUUAUCGGAUGAAACAGCCAAAGAUUGUGCUGCUUAUAUUUGUGUCGGGAAAAAUUGUUCUUACUGGAGCCAAGGUGAGGGAUGAAACGUAUACGGCCUUCGAGAACAUAUACCCAGUUCUUACUGAGUUCAGGAAAAAUCAACAAUGACCGGAUCUAAUUUGUGCAAGGGAAAUUUUGAGGCGGGAUUUGUGGAGACUUUGACUAUGGCGGUGCUGGGAUUGAGUUGUAAAUAUGAUAGCGGGAUUACUGGCUGUCUUUUUUGCUAAAUAGUUAACUGCAAAGACAAAUUAAGACCAUUUUUGUUUGGGGUUUUUCUUUUUCCGUUCUUUUUAAUUGGUGUAAACAUUGCGAGACAACGUCUGAUAAAUCUUGAAAAUGAAAUGAAAAAAAAAUAAAAGAGAAGAAGUAGCUUUGGACCUUCGGCA
Messenger RNA from Morus notabilis, 1231 nucleotides. Its product is annotated as TATA-box-binding protein. The record is from RefSeq and is a predicted model, not a curated record. Gene Ontology annotation, molecular function: RNA polymerase II general transcription initiation factor activity; DNA binding. Lineage: Eukaryota; Viridiplantae; Streptophyta; Magnoliopsida; Rosales; Moraceae. Bases 351 to 953 code for a protein of 200 amino acids. Gene Ontology annotation, biological process: DNA-templated transcription initiation. The transcript has 10 exons.